GGCUACCUCCUCGGCCACUCCCGCUGGCCGUUGGGCUGCUUGCCGAAGUCCCGCCCCCAGAUCACCCCCACCUCGGAACCGCUCUAGUGGCGGCGACCCAUGUGGGGGUUCAGGUUCCUGCGGUCCCCGCCGCUGCUCCUCCUGCUGCCGCAGCUCGGAAUCGGAGACGCCUUGUCCUGCCUGCAGGCCAGAACCAUGAACCCGGGCGGCAGCAGUGGUGCACGAUGCUCCUCCGCGGUCGAGGGACGCCGCCAGCAGUGCCUGCAGUUGUCCACUGUGCCAGGAGCCGACCCGCAGCGCACUAACGAGGUGCUCCUGCUGGCGGCAGUGAGAGAGGGAUCAGAACGGCAGGACCUCCCUAGGGACCCGGCAAAGGAGGAACCGCAACCGCCGCCCCAGCAUCACGUCCUCUAUUUUCCCGGGGAUGUACAGAAUUACCAUGAAAUUAUGACUCGUCAUCCUGAGAAUUACCAGUGGGAAAACUGGAGUCUAGAAAACGUUGCCACCAUUUUAGCCCACCGGUUCCCCAAUAGUUAUAUUUGGGUGAUAAAGUGUUCCCGAAUGCAUUUGCACAAAUUCAGCUGCUAUGACAAUUUUGUGAAAAGCAACAUGUUUGGUGCCCCAGAACACAGUACUGACUUUGGAGCUUUUAAGCACCUUUAUAUGUUAUUGGUUAAUGCUUUUAACUUAAGUCAGAAUGGUUUGCUAUCGAAGAAUGGCAAUGUUUGGAAUAAGGACUCCAAAACAUCUAACUGUAGAUCUAAUUCUUCUCCUACUACUAGUAAUGGUUGCCAGGGAGAAAAAGAGAGGACCUGUGAAAAAUCUGAUGAGUCUGCCCCGAGUUUUAAUCCACCAUCACUAAAUGGUGCAUCUUUUACUUUGAUUGGAUUCAGUAAAGGUUGUGUCGUUUUGAAUCAGUUGCUUUUUGAAUUGAAAGAAGCCAAGAAAGACAAGAACAUAGAUGGUUUCAUCAAAAGCAUAAGAACGAUGUAUUGGCUGGAUGGUGGUCAUUCUGGAGGAAGCAAUACAUGGGUUACAUAUCCAGAAGUCUUGAAAGAAUUUGCACAAACAGGGAUUAUUGUUCACACCCACGUAACACCUUACCAAGUACAUGAUCCAAUGAGAUCUUGGAUUGGAAAGGAGCAUAAGAAAUUUGUUCAGAUACUUGAGGAUUUUGGUAUGCAGGUGACUAGUCAAAUUCAUUUUACAAAGGAAGCUCCUUCUAUAGAGAAUCACUUCAGGGUUCAUGAGGUAUUUUGAGACUACAAGAAUAUUAAUGUACUUGUUUAGAGGAAAAGCAUAUGCACUUUGAGUGCUGUAAAUUCAGAUAAUGACAUGUAAGAUGCAAUUCAUAAAUGCAUUGUCAGUCUGGGGGUUAGGGAGAAGCACACAUUCCUAAAAUAUGGGUGUAAUAUGCAAUAGUAUUCCUUGCUUGUGAUUGUGAACAGUUUUUAAUUUGGAUUGGGUUAGAUUAGUUAAUUUGAAAUCUAAAAAGGUGGUUUGUGAUAAUUCUAUGAGAAAAUAUAGGACCCUUAAAAAUGAAGGUUAAUGACAACUAAAAUUGCUAUUGUUGGAAAUAGUUGAUUCUUUGAGUAAUGUUUCAAACUAAAUUUGGUGACAUUAUAACAGCAGUUAGCUAUUUUGGCACUGAAAACUUGAGUGGAAGCACUUCAUUUCUCUUCAGACAAAGCAAAAGCACCCUGAUGUUUUCCAUCAUUUUGGAGUAACAAUCCUGCCUCUUACGUUUUAUAAACUUAUGAAUUCAUUCUUAAUGUACAACAAGUUUUUUUUUUCUUGAGAGUCAAAUAUAUUUCCAGUUCUCCAAGAAUGUGUAAUAGCAUAAAGCUGAUUUUUUAAGCUUUACACUUAUGCACUGUGGCUUAAUUUUUAAUUGACAGUUUUUAAUUGACUGUUUUGGGCUUUCUUAAAUAUUGGCCAAAAUACAGUUGUUUUUGAAAAUUGGUUUAAAUUGAAUAUAAUUAUAUAUAUAUAAUUAUAUAUAUAAAUAUAUAAUUAUAUAUAUAUAUAAAAAUAUAUGUAUAUAUAUAUAUAUAUUUGAUAAAAAUAUACUACAGAGUAGAUUUCAAAUUUUCAUUAUGUUAGUAUUUUGAAAGAGAUCAACUUAGGUAAAAUAAAUAUAUAAUACUCUAUCAGCUGCUCUAUUGAAAAGGAAACAGAUUCCAUAGAUCUAAAUCAGUGUUUCUCCAGAAACAUGAUUUUGUCUGCCAAAAGAAAAUAGCUCUCUUUGGCCAAAAUGCAAAAUUACAUUGCUAUAAGAAAAAUUACAAGGGAAAGUUUGAAGACACAAAUGAUUUAAUUUUGGCUCAAAAACUGAAUUUGCUUAACACUACUACAUAAUUUGGGUGAAAUUUCCUUCUGCCCGUUUUUCUUGACCUAGAUAAAUACAUUUUGAGAAACCAAGAUCUAAUGAAUUUUAACCAACAUUGGAAUAUGGCUGUGUGAUUAUAAAAGCUGACCAGUUACUUUUUUAUAGUUUAUUAAUAAUGCUUUUGCAGGUCAUGAAAUAACUAAGCAGGGAAGUAACAUGCUGCUUUAGGACUGAAAAAAGUAAAAUGCUAAAGAUGACUAUCUUAAUGACCCAGAGGACCUAAAUUUAUUAAACAAUAUAAGGCAAAAAUGUUUAUUUAUUGAUUUCUUCCCAGAAUUACAUCUUAAUUACUCUGUAAAUACAUUCCAAAUAGAGACUCAUGAGAAAGGAUUCUUAACCAGAUACUUUAAAACAAACAUAAUUCUAUUAACUGUACAAGAGUAGUAUCUAAAUUUUUAAAAUACCUUCUUUCCAGACCAAAAAUUUCUAUCACAGAAACAAGUUGAAUAGAUUCUAAUAUUUUAUGUGUUACCUGCCUUAAAGCACCAUGAUUGGGUGGCUUUUUUCAAUUUAAUAAUUCUUUUGUUAAAUUCACUUGUAUCUAAUAAAAUAGCUGAGUUACUGAAAUGAGCUAAGAAGGGACAAAGAAAAGGCUUUUCUUUUCACAGGUUUAACUAAACUGGAAAAAUAGGACUUUUAAUAGACAAAUUCAUUUUAAAAAUAUGAAAUAUUUGAAUCUGAAUUCACCUAUCCAGUCACAUGAAUGCUUAAUUAUAAUUGUUAUAUAUCAAAUGGAGGAGAUAUUAAGAAUGACCCACUGGGUACCUAAAACUGCUAUCACAUCAAAGUGAGACAAUAUUGAAAAGUAAAAAUAUUUUCAGAAGUGAAAUAUAUUCUAGGUGAUCCAUAUACAAACAUUUGUUUGACCCUUUAGAUUGGUCCUUUCUCCACAUUUAGAACUGUUAUUGUAAAUGUUAGUAUAUCCUCUUGGAUUGUGCCUUUGUGAUGAAAGAGUCAAUUGAGAAAAGUAGUCCUACAAAUAAUGUGAAAGUUGUUACCACCACAGCAUGAAUGUAUAAUUGUAUUAAAAUUAAUAAUCUACAGAAGUGUGUUUUGAUGUGCUUUAUGUUGUCAACAUUGUUAAAACUUCAUAUCAUUUGAAUGAAUGGAAGCUUUAUCUCUAUCUUGCCAGUUUUGGUUUCUAUAUAUGCUUUCAUUAACCUCCAUGAUUUUUUGAGUGAGCAACUCUGAAAAAUCUUUUCUGUAAAAACAGAACCAUUCUCCUUUUUAAAUUACUCCAUAAAAAUUUGCAUUCUAUCCAUUUUUUUUUCUGUUGCAUUUUUUAGAGCACUAAGUCUCUUUUAAGUUCUUCCUUUUCUUUGCUCAUCAUUUCAGGUAUCUGUAUUUUAGCUCCUUCAGAGUUUCUUAGAAUUUAUGUAGUAUGAUCCAGUUCUCAUUUCAUUCAUGCACCAAUGUCUGGGCAUCCACCAAGAGCAAACAGAGUCUAGACCAUAAGGAUAUAGCACAAAGUCCCAGUGUGUUACUAUGGAAAUAUGUAAUAGAUGAAAUCUAGAAUGGAUAUAAAGAGAGAGAUAUAUAACAAAAGGUAGUAGUCAUAAACUAGUGUGUUUUAUUUUCAUUUGAGGGUCUUUAAGAAAAACAUGCCUUAGAGGAUGAGAUAUAAAUAGCUUAAUUUCUAAGUCUAGUUGCUCUAUACAAGGGCA
Messenger RNA from Marmota monax (woodchuck), 4053 nucleotides. It is a transcript of the gene CUNH2orf69, whose product is annotated as chromosome unknown C2orf69 homolog. The record is from RefSeq and is a predicted model, not a curated record. Gene Ontology annotation, cellular component: mitochondrion. The coding region runs from base 100 to 1260 and encodes 386 amino acids. Lineage: Eukaryota; Metazoa; Chordata; Mammalia; Rodentia; Sciuridae. The transcript has 2 exons.